UGAUGGAGACCAAACUGCAGCUGUUUCGCUCCGGAGCCGAUUUUCUGCACCUGUGAGUCUCUCUCUCUCUCUCUCUCUCUCUCUCUCUCUCUCUCUCUCUCUGUCUGUCUCUCUCUCUCCCUCUCUCUCUGUCACACACACGCGCACACAGUCGGGUCCGUCCGCGAACACUUAGCCACUUCAAACACCAGUUUAAACACCUGGAGGGAGCUUCGGACGCUUCUUGGUCUUUCCGUCGACGCAUGGAAACUUGACAAUCGUUGGCUAAAGACUUGCCAGCGGCGGGAGGACACCGGUUAAUGUAGCGGACGAUCGGGGGUCUGACUGCGGGGCGCACCGCUGCUGGAGCAGCCGGGGAAAAGUCCCGUACAACAUCCAGACCUCCGUCUGCGGUAGCGACCACCAGAAGCAUGUUUUUACCCGGGAUCCUCGUCGUGAUAUUCCUCUCAGGUGUCCUGCCGUCUUCUGCCCCGUACUUCACUUUUCAAUCCUCCUACACUGACUGUUUUGAAGCACACCGCGUCUGCUCUGCUGACCCACAGUGUGAGGCGCUGUACCGAGGACUGGAGCAUUGUGCAUCAGAUGCAGCAAUUUUACCCCUAUGGGAACAGGCUGCAGCUGAGUGCUUGGAGAGGCAGGAAGCACUGCUGGCCAAACACCCCUCUCUGUUGACCUGCAAGUGCCAGCGUGGUUUCCGUAAGGAGGAGCAGUGUCUGCACAUCUACUGGAGGGUUCGACUGCUGCCAGCCGAGGAUGAGCUGGAAUUGUCGCCCUAUGAUGACACCCUCGUAGACAUGCGUAUGGCAUCGUUGGUGGCAGGCUCCGCCUUCAAUCAGCAUGACGGGGAGAACCAGUGUUUGAAAGCAGCUCAAGACUGUGGCCUGUACGAGAAGUGUGGUGCUCUGAGGUCCGAGUAUGUCCUUGCUUGUACCAAGAGAGUUCCGGGGACCAGCAGGUGUAACCAGCAUAAGUGUUAUCGAGCCCUUCGCCGCUUCCUGGAGAGGGUUCCAGAAGAGUACAGCUUAGGUGUACUGUUCUGUCCCUGUACUAAUACCCUGUGUGGGGAGAGAAGGAGGAAAACUAUUGUACCAUCAUGCUCCUACCAGGACACGGAGGGGAUCCAGCCCAACUGCCUGCACCAACAAAGCUUCUGCCGUCGAGAUGACCUGUGCAGGUCCAGACUGGCUGAUUUCCUCCAGAAUUGCCAGCCUUCCCCUGCAACUGCCAGCGGCUGUUUGAGAGACUCAGCAGGCCUCUGCCUUCGAGCGUAUGCUGGCCUCAUAGGAACAAUCAUGACACCAAACUACAUUAGCAACACCUCAUCAGAUGUGUCGCUUUGGUGCAAUUGUGAAGGAAGUGGCAACCAGUGGCAUGAGUGUCUGAGACUGCAACGCAUGUUCACCCACAACAACUGCCUGCGCAACUCUAUCAUUUGGAUGGGAGACCCUGGACUGCUGCCUGCAGAAGUAGACUCCCCCCCUGCACCCAGACCGUCCCCACUGGUCCAGGAGGAUGAACUGUUAAGCAACAACCACCUGCCUGAGCACAACAAUGUGGUGGAGAGUGAAGAAGAGGAAACACUAAUGCAAACAGAAGUGGAGACUGAUGAAACAGACCAGUUUGAUGUGAUCCCACAAUACUCAGAAAGGGCCACGGUUUCCAACCUGGGAUCUUCAGUGGCUGGAGGAACACCCACUCAUAUCUCUGCCACCCCUGAAUCCGUCCUAGUGCUCCUGCUGCUUCCAUCUGCCGCUCUCAACUGGGGAUAGAGCAGGGGUUUGGCAAGGAGACACAAAUCUUUACAUCAUACACAUAUAACCACCUACUCACAUACAUUGGACCUACUCCACCUCUCAACUCACUGAUGGAGAGUGAAAAGAAUUGGGCUUCACCUGUCAAUGGCCUCCCCUGAAUGCCCAUCACUAUGUCCCUCCCUUCUUGUUUGGAAACAACACUUUGUCAAUGCUUACUGCAGUCACUUUGGUGUCCAGCCACCAUUGACCAGUGAUGUAGACGCUCCUGUUUGAACAUCAAGAGAAUUGUGUUUGUCAGAGUGGCUUGCUUGGUUGUCAGGACAUGAAUAUUAGCUGACACACACACACGCACACACACAGAUGUGUUGUUACUGUGCAAUAAUGGUUUGUGUUGUUUGGUUUAUGUCAUUCUGUCACAUGGUAACUGGAAGUGUGAAAUAUCUCAUUUACAAAUCCCUCUCCUUGAUAAUUAGUAGGCUUUCAUCAACCUGCAACCUUUCUUAUUUUCAAGGUAAGAACUCUUGUUCUUCAAGUAUUUAUUUAUACCAAAAAGCACCUGAUUGCAAUUGUGAUUGGACUGUGCACAUAGUUGGCACUUAUGUAAGAAUAAGGCCGAUCCUGUUCAGCUGCUAAAUUCACAUUCGUCAACAUGCCAGACAACAUUAAAGUCCAGAUGAAAAAAAGGUGUUUUUAUUGACUUAUGCUUGGUCAAUUUUGGUCAGUGUGUGUAUGUGGGAUUGUUUAUAUACUUAUAUACUUUCUGGGGACCUCUCAACAAUACACUAUCCUUGUGAGGACCGUAUGACAUAGUGAUGACAUUUGGCUGGACCCCAAGAAGUUCAAUUUGAGGAGACUUUAAAAAUAACUGGGUCAUUAUGAUUGGGUGUAAUUUUGGUUCAGCGUCAUGGUUAAGGUUAGCCGUGUGUUUUGGAUGGUUAGGGUAAGGGUGAGAGGCUGGGGAACGCAUUGGCAAUGAGAAACCUCAAUAUGUCCCCACGGGCAUAGAAAAAGUGUGUGGCCACUUCUUGACAAAACACCUUGUGAUAAUUGGGUUUAAGUUUGGCUAAGAGUCAUGGCUAAGUGAAAGAAUGUAAAUUGAAUGUGUUCUUUGUGUCCCGGUGCAAAGCAUUUGUCUGCCUCCGUUGUGAAUGACUCCAAUUAAACAUCUCUCUUGAAGAAAACUGCUGUGAAUGAUGAUAGGCCAGGUAUGACCAGCAGUGCAAACAGGCAAAGACAAGGAGCCACAUCAUCCAAGUAUCUUCGUUUUUUUUUCUGUUCCUUCACAAAAACGGCAUUGUCUGAACCUGAUGGAAUGAUCGACAGGUAUGAUAUUGUUAACAUGCUGCUGUGAACAAACACCGGUUUUACACAGAAAUAAGGUUAUUGAUCAUGAUAAAAAUGCAUGCGUCAUGGUGGCUCAGGAGAACAGACCCAAGUGCUAAGAUUGCAGCUGACUCAAAGCAAUGAGGUUAAAUUUAACAAUGUUUAAUACACAAUAACAAGAAAAUAACAGGGCACAGACAGGAAACGUGGAACUAACGACGUCGCCACCAAAACGUGGAGCCAGGGAAACACUCAAGCACGGGGAAAAACCUGAAACAGAAAAGAGGUGAAUUACAGUUAAGCUUAAAUAACGGGGACAACCAAAACACACUUGGAUAAACUCAUGAGGCCCAAUCAACGAAAAACGUUGGCUGGUGGAAUACUCAAAGACACAUGCGUGGAAGAAAAGCCAACAAGAGAAAACAAAAUAUGAGUACAAAAUUCUCACACAAAGCACAAACUUGCUAGAAAAGGACAGAAAAUAAACAAGGAAGAAACAAAGGAAGCGGCAGAAAAGGCACACACAAUCGAAAGAUGAAAAGAAACACGAUAGAAUUAGUCUCGAGGAGAUCUUUACCAGUGGUUGUGGAGCAACUAUCUGGCAGUGCAGACUGGAACCAAGGUGUAGAAAUCCGCAAAGCUUGAUCAGCAGAUGGGAACAGAAUGAAGGAAAUGGAAACAACACACAGGAAAUAGGAAAUAACAAAAUAAAAGCACACGGAAACCGAAACACAGCAUCAUGAUUUCAUGACUGGCAGCUCAAGUACAAUCAGCCAAAAAGAUGAAGUGGGAGCUUCUGAAAAAACUUUUUUUUAUGUUCAGAAUCAGAUUACUUGGGGUGAAAUAAGUUGCUGAAUCAUGUUUUCAGGACCUGCUGAAUCCUACUGACACAACGUUCUUUGAUGACGCAGAGUCUGGGCACUCAGUGGCAGCAUGGGUGAGGUUGCUGAGGUAAACAUAAGUCCAUGGAAAGGAAGAAAUUAAUCUGAUAUUGAGAAGUUGGUACGACCUUGUCCCCUCAUAUGUCCCACUGAAAUAUAAAUUUGUUUAUUACAUUCAUACAUUCAUCCAUUUUGAUGUUAUGUAAAUGUACUUGCUUUCUUGUUUCAUACAGUAGACAGACAGGAAUUUGGAUUAUUCCGUUGCCAAGUGACAACUUCUGCACUCGUUGGUAUGCAACUUGUCAUCUCAUGAUGAGCAUAAAACACUCACAGUGAUCUAAGAAUAAAUCCUAAUGAACUUCACAAUAAGACCAGAGUGAACAUAACACAGAAAAGUCAAGAACUGUGAUGAUCAUUGAAGUCAAUUCCAGACACUGACAGAUAGUGGAUGUCAUGAAAACGUGCAUUUCAUCAAUUGUGUCCGACGAUGUUCAUGACACAGGGUCAAUAGGUCAGAAGCAACUACAAGACACCUGGUUCCACACCUUCCUCUUGGGGCACUCAAUAGAUUGGGAUGGCAGUGUUGGUGAUGACGUCAGAGCUGAACUGCGUGAUCCUGGACACCUGCCAACUGCUACAGCCUGGGUCACCCCAAAUGCACCCAAUAUCAUCCCACUGCCGCCACAAAUGGAUGCUCCCGUUUUUGCAGGCUGGAAUGCCACCACAAUCUGCCAACAACACAUCUAGUUAGAGUCACAGCUAAACGCAAGGUUAGAUUGUGCCUAUUAACUGGUAUAGUUUCUGCAAGAAUGACCACUUUUUUCCCCCGGUAAACACAAUGGAAGGGGAAAUUGUGCUGUACCCAUGCGAUUGGUUAGUAAUGCCAUACGAAAAACCUCCUUCACUGGCCAUGCGCAUGUGUCAUGAUGGAAACACCAGGGCUGAAGCUUGUCACUUCUUGAGUACUUGAGUGUUUUCUACUCUGUUUCUGAACCUCCACACACUUUUUGCACCUCUUCAGGCCAGUUUAAUUAUAUAUGUUUCCACACGUUCCCCAAGACCCCAAAUUUAGGAGAGUGUUGUUUCAAGUUAUGUUUGUCUGCUAUUAACAUUCUUCAAUACAUGUCAAUAUUGGGAGAAACUGAGUUUUUUUUGUUUUGUUUUUUAUCCAUUACAUAGAGACAGUCAAUAUCCUGUUUUAUAUUCCACCAAGAUUGAAAAGGAGCAGAGUGAAAAACAGCUCUUGUCAUUUCUGCCCCUUAUUUUUUCUAAACAGUGGUUAUCAGUGUUUGCUUGUUUCUGUGUAAUUGCGUUAUGUAGUGUACACUUAUACUUGUUAUGCUCAAUUAAAUGUUAGUAUUUGUCAACGGUGCAUGUAUUAAUUAUAAGCUGCAUCGAGAGGACUUUUGGCAGGUAAGUGUGAAAGAAAAACACACAAGUCCUGAGCACAAUUAUGUGAAUGUGCUGCAUAAACAUAUCCUGAGCACAGACAGCAA
Messenger RNA from Synchiropus splendidus (mandarinfish), 5454 nucleotides. It is a transcript of the gene gfra3, whose product is annotated as GDNF family receptor alpha 3. Gene Ontology annotation, molecular function: signaling receptor activity. The record is from RefSeq and is a predicted model, not a curated record. The coding region runs from base 411 to 1769 and encodes 452 amino acids. Gene Ontology annotation, biological process: nervous system development. Lineage: Eukaryota; Metazoa; Chordata; Actinopteri; Syngnathiformes; Callionymidae. Gene Ontology annotation, cellular component: signaling receptor complex; external side of plasma membrane. The transcript is spliced from 8 exons.